Messenger RNA from Hyaloperonospora brassicae, 1761 nucleotides. The record is from the annotation of a GenBank genome assembly. Lineage: Eukaryota; Oomycota; Peronosporomycetes; Peronosporales; Peronosporaceae.
AUGUUGCUCGGUCAGAAAUGGUGUCGUCAAGCAGCACUUGUCGUGGCUCCUCUGCUCGCGACGGCGACGCUUGCAACCACUUGGUCGGCGAUGGAGCUCUUCUCGGGAAGCCACUGCGCUGGAACGCCCAACUUGGUCAAAAUGACGAUGGAGGCCGACUCUUGCGCUGCUGGGGCCUGUACAGCACCCGGUCCAGGAAACGACACGCUCUUCGUGGCGUCGUCCUGCAACGUCACUGACCGGUUCGCGUAUGCCGAAGAGCGCUUCAGAGAGCUCAGCUACGUCGUGGUCGAAGAGUACGCUCGGGUCGGCUGCCAGCAAUUGGUCCAGACAACGGUCUAUCCGGCGUCAGGGACUUGUGCCAAGUCGUCGGCCGUCGCAGACACGUCCGACAUUGUCAGUCUCUUUGACAAUGGCACAGCGAACGUGCUGCUGUAUGAAGACAGCGAGUGCGGCAGUGAGCCUCUCUUGGAGUUCCACGUGAACCGGGAGGAGAUCGGCCGCAGCGACUGCGUUCAAGAGCGCUACAGGUUUUACACGGAACUCGCGUCCAGUCGGUUCGACCGAAGCCAACUGAGACGAGAGGGCUUGGAAACUGGGAUCACGUGGGGUACUGUUGCUGCUAUCGUAGCUGGAACACUCGCGUGUGUCGCCCUGAUCGCGCUCGCAACGAUUUGGUUUGUCCGUCCGCGCUGCAACAACGACAGCGACCACACUGGAGAUGAAAUGGCAGUUCUUGCUUUGCGGUAUAGCGGCUGCCCGACACCCAAACGAGCUCUGGACACCACCGUGCUGGGCUCGGAAUCCGCCUGGUCAGAGGAACGUGUGACAAGUAGCAGACAUACGCGACACAGCUCGAGUCGAGGAAGUGGGUUAUGGAGCGACGAGAUCAUCGUCACUGCGCGUGUGUCCCGCGAUAAAGUUAUCGUGCAGGACCUGAUCAGUCGAGGAGGGUAUGGCGAAGUGUACAAGGGGCUGUACAACGAGGAGAUUGUCGCGGUCAAGAUGUUGCUGCCCGAGAUGCGCAAGAGCAUCAGCCACGUGAACGCGUUCCUGGACGAGUCCAAGUUGAUGGCCAUGUUGAACCACGAGCGCAUAGUAAAGUUCGUCGGUGUCGCGUGGGACUCGCUCACGGAUCUCUGCAUGCUGUCCGAGUACAUGAAAGGCGGCGACUUGCGGACGCUGCUCGAAGGGUGCGAAGAUCGCAGGAGCCCCGUUGGCUUUGACCGCAACAAGGUCAAGAUUGCUCUCCACGUCGCUCAUGCUCUAACGUAUCUCCACUCGUUGUCGCCGCCCGUGCUCCACCGGGACCUCAAGUCGAGGAACAUUUUGCUGACGUCGAAGUUGGACGCGAAGCUCACCGACUUUGGCGUUUCUCGCGAGCAGUCUGACUUUGGCAUGACGGGAGGUGUCGGCUCGUCCCGGUGGAUGGCGCCGGAAGUUAUGAUGGGGGAACAGUACGACGACAAAGUCGACAUGUUCUCGUUCGGUGUGGUGCUGGCUGAACUCGAUCAGCACGUGCUGCCGUACGCCAAUGUCAAGGAUCGCAGCAACUCCGAACAGUCGAUGCCUGACCCAGCCAUUCUGCAGCUUGUGGCGGCAGGGCGACUUCAAAUUGAGUUCUCUGCGGCAACCCCAGCGGCUAUCAAGCAAUUGGGUCUUGCCUGCGUGUCUGUCCACCCACAAGAUCGACCUACCGCAGCGAGCGUGCUGCACCAGCUGCACACAGCCUUAGCUAGCGGACUGUUUGACACGCAUUAG